Messenger RNA from Centrocercus urophasianus (Greater sage-grouse), 1410 nucleotides. RefSeq lists its product as uncharacterized. The transcript has 11 exons. NCBI's taxonomy places the organism in Eukaryota, Metazoa, Chordata, Aves, Galliformes, Phasianidae. The record is from RefSeq and is a predicted model, not a curated record. Bases 390 to 998 code for a protein of 202 amino acids.
GCUCCGCCGGAGUCGGCUGGGAGGCACGAGGAGCUUCGCGGAGAUCCUCCGCCACGAGGGUUGGAGCGAGAGCAGGUUGCAGCGAGACCGCGCGCAUUGAGGAUCAGCCCGACCCGGCGGAGCGAGGGCCGCGGCGGAGCCUCUUGUCGGCCCGAUCCGGCGAGCGCUCGGGGUGCCAGCUCGUGUGGCUGGCGAUGUUCUUUUCAGGACAGACAGACGCGGCGGUUCACGCGAGGAAGCCCGGGGGCGAGCGGAGGAGCGCUCGGCAGCGGCUGGAGUUGGCCUCACCGCUGCGGGGAAGAACCGUAUGACAGGCGCGGCACCCGAAGAAGACUGUGCGUUCCCGGCGGGUGAGAGGUACUGCGGGCGGGCCGCGCGCCUCGUGGCCGAUGUUAUCCUGGGGUCGAGGAAGACAGGACGUUUGCGGAGUCUGGCAGAGAGCGGUGAAGACGAUGGGGGUGCGGGAGCGUCUUCUUUCUGAGGAACAGAUGAGAGAUCAACGACUGCCUAGCAUCCUUCUCUGGGAGUACGGUGAUCUCCGGAGAGCCCUUUUCAGUCCUACAGCUCUGGUUCUGAUCUUGCUGUGGGGUGAGGGCAGCAGUGAAGCCGUUUUUGCUGGCGAUUGGCCUGAAUAUGCGAGCGGUUUCUUCAGCGUUGGAAUGAAAGAUCCUGGUGGUGUGUGGCAGGUGCUCUCCUGGAGGGAUGGAAUUGACGGAGGGAGAGGUCCUGGUGCAGCUGGUGUUCUGGGAGGAUAUUCAACAUCCUUGGUUGGUAGCUGGGCUCUUGUGAAGCUGCAGAGGUGGAAGCAGAGAAGCUGUCCUGAGAGGCUGGAAGAGAGGUGGAAGCUAGCGAAGCCAGCUCUUCUUGGCCCUGUGUUCUGCCUAAAGACCUGCCUUUCACUUUAUCACCUUGCUGAAGCAAAACUGUGUAGGAGGACUUGUAACCGACUCUGUUUGCAUUUCAAGGGUGAAGUAGGUACCUGCCUGUCUUCAACGUAACUGAAAAAAUCUUCACUUACCACAAAGAAAGGGAUGUACCUGCUCUUCAUGUGCUCCUGCCUUAUUCCCUUGCCACAUAUGUUAGCUUAUUAAUCACGGGGAACAGGAAAGGGGAGGAAAAAGUCCCUCUCUUGCAAUUGGCCACUUGAGUGUUCUGUAAAAGAUUCAAAAGCAAGACUUGAUUACAAAUUCUACUUAUCUACUUCAAAGCCACAAUUCAUCAGACUUGCUUUACUUGCUGACUGCAAUCAUAAGUAUGUUUCCAGUGUUUGUAUUGUUACAGCUGAAUUUCAGAAUAUCAGUGUUUCUCAAAUUUGGUAGAGUCUUACUGAGCUUGAAGGCAGGUGUGCUGUCUCAAAAAUAGAGUGGCAUUGAGUGUCUUGCAAUAAAACCUUGUUUCCUUUCUAUAAAA